AGAGAGAGAUAGAUCACUCCUUUCACAUUUUGGUCUCAGUCCAAACCCCUUUUUAAAUGCCGAGUCCAUUGCACCCCUACCCUUUUACAAAAAAGACUUGAAAGAAACCCUCUCUAUACUAGCUCUUUAUCCCUUCUCCACCACUUCUUCUCUCCCCAUUUCUGUAUGGACGAAGGAGGAACGGGAGCAAGACGACUCUCCUUUGAUCAUACUGUUGAUGCUGCAAUUAGUGUCUUCAACCCCAAGCCAUCCCUUUUCGGUGUCGGUCCUUUCAGAAGUUCUUGUAAACCUGAUCCUGCAGCCAGGAAACAGGCAGCUUUCGAUAUGGAACAAGAUGAUCAACAUGUUGAAUCGUCUGAUGGGAUGAAACGAGUAGUCAACGAGAUGGACUUUUUCGGCUCCGGUGGUAGAUCUUCUUCGAAAGAAGAACCAAAGGCUGAUGUGAAGAUGGAGAGUGAACGUCAGGGAUUGGUGCAGGAGAAUGAUGAACCAGCAGCAGCUGAUGUAAAUACUGGUUUGAAUCUCUUGACAACUAAUAUUGUAAGUGAGAAAUCAGUUCCUGGUGACAGAACAUCGCAGAAUCUCAAAGAUAAAGAAAGAGUAAAUCAGUUAGCAGAUGUCCGAGCUGAAUUGGAACGAAUAAACGAAGAGAAUCAACGUUUGAAAGUUACUCUUAAUCAGGUGAACAGCAACUAUUAUGCUUUACAGAUGCAUCUUGUUUCACUGAUGCAACGACAACAAAAUCGAAGAGAUGAAAGUUCAGAAGCUUCUGAGAUGAAUAGAACCACAGAAGAGAAAAGGCAUGGAGAAGUUAUUGUUGCAAGACAAUUUAUAGAUCUGGGUCAAUCUGCAAAGGUUGAAAAAGAUGAGCUUUCAGAAUCUUCUUCAGAUGGUAGAGUCCAGGAGUUUUCAGGAUCGCCAGGGAACACCAUUGUUGAGUCUAUGGAGAGAAGGAAAACGAACAGUAGUAGAAAUUGUGAAACAGUCCCAAUUGAUCCCAUCAGCAGGAAAGAUUUAAUGGACCCUGGACGGAAUCAGAGAGAAGAAACCCCCGAAGGCCGACCUCAUCCAGGAUGGUUACAAAACAAAGUUCCCAAGUUCAAUACCUCAAGGGAUGUUGAACUAGCACAAGAGACCAUGGCCAUGAUUAGAAAAGCUCGUGUCUCAGUUCGAGCUCGAUCUGAAGCUUCAAUGAUUUCUGAUGGAUGUCAAUGGAGAAAAUAUGGGCAGAAGAUGGCAAAAGGAAACCCUUGCCCUCGAGCUUACUACCGUUGCACCAUGGCAACAGGUUGUCCAGUUCGCAAACAAGUGCAAAGGUGUGCAGAUGAUCGAACCAUCCUUAAUACAACUUAUGAAGGCAACCAUAACCAUCCACUCCCUCCAGCUGCCAUGGCAAUGGCAUCAACAACAUCAGCAGCAGCAUCGAUGCUACUUUCCGGAUCAAUGCCCAGCGCAGAUGGGAUGAUGAACUCAUCGACUAUCCUUCCCAAAGGCAUAAUGCUUCCUUGCUCACCGAAUUCGGUCACCCUUUCAGCUUCAGCUCCAUUUCCUACUGUUACAUUGGACCUGACUUACAACCCUAAUCAAAGACCAACGAGCCAGCUUCUUGCCCCUUCCCCAAACAUUCCUCACCUGCUUGGCCACCCCAUUUACAACCAAUCAAAACUUUUGGGUCUUUUCAGCUCUCAAGGAAUCGAACAUCAUCCCCAUUUAGCUCAAAAUCAGAUGCAGCCACCACAUCCCAUGGCUGAUACAGUAAAUGCCGCCACCGCUGCCAUCACUGCCGAUCCCAACUUCACUGCAGCUCUAGUUGCAGCCAUUACUUCCAUCAUCGGCAAUCCUCAUCGAGACAACAGUGGUAAUAACAAUAGCCCAACUUCAAGAAACACAGGAGACAACAAUACUUAAGAAAAAAAGAAAAGAAGAACGUAAGUUUGUAACCUUUUUUUUUACCUUCUCUUUUAGGAAAGUGGUAGAAGGUUUUAUGUUUCUGCAUGUAUCUCGUUUCAUGCAAAGGCCGACAAGAAUUUUUUUUUUUGCAUUAAAUAUAUGUGAUUUAAUAUUUGAAUUACUAAUAUUAAUCAUUAGUCAGCUACAAAAAUAUGAAUUAGCAAUA
Theobroma cacao (cacao) is the source of this 2116-nucleotide messenger RNA. Its product is annotated as WRKY transcription factor 6. Gene Ontology annotation, molecular function: sequence-specific DNA binding; DNA-binding transcription factor activity. The record is from RefSeq and is a predicted model, not a curated record. Gene Ontology annotation, biological process: regulation of DNA-templated transcription. Lineage: Eukaryota; Viridiplantae; Streptophyta; Magnoliopsida; Malvales; Malvaceae.